CGCAGCGGCGGUCCCUGCGCUGGCAUCUCCAGAGCGCCGGCAGUCCCGACAGGGAGCCUGGCUUGGACCUUCAGCCUUCUUCAUUUUCUUUUGAAUUUUUUUGAUUAUUUUUUUUUUCUCUCCCUUUUAAGAGCGGAAAGCGUAGUGAAGGGAUUCAGAGCUGGAAGCUGGGUGUGCUGGGAUGAGCUCCCCGUGUUUGGGUUUGCAGCUCUGACCUUUGGGACUGAACCGGAGCAGUCGGGUGUCGUGGAGGCUGUUGGGCACCUCUUUGCAGGGCUCCCAGCGAGUCACUGGUGGCAGCAGCGAGAUCCCAGCCCCCAGGAAUGAGAAACCUCCACCACUGAAGACCUGAGUCCUGGGUUUCACAUUGUGUCAAGCCUCUGCCUUCACCCUGGCCAGCCCUGCCCAUGAUGGCCUUGUGUCUCAAGCAAGUCUUCAACAAAGACAAAACAUUUCGUCCCCGAAAGAAGUUUGAGCCGGGCACCCAGCGCUUCGAGCUGUACAAAAAAGCUCAGGCCUCCCUCAAGUCUGGGCUGGACCUGAAAGCAGUGGUGCAGCUGCCUCCCGGUGAGAGCAUCAACGACUGGAUUGCCGUGCACGUGGUGGACUUCUUCAACCGCAUCAACCUCAUCUACGGCACCAUGUCGGAGUACUGCACGGAGAAGAGUUGUCCCAUCAUGUCAGGUGGGCUCAAGUAUGAGUACAGGUGGCAGGACGAUAACAAGUACAAGAAGCCGACCAAACUGUCGGCCCCAAAGUACAUGUGUAUGCUGAUGGACUGGAUUGAGAUGCUCAUUAACAACGAGGACAUCUUCCCAACCAGGAUAGGUGUUCCCUUCCCCAAGCAGUUCCAGCAAGUUUGCACUAAGAUCCUCACCCGCCUCUUCCGUGUCUUUGUCCAUGUCUACAUCCACCACUUUGACAGCAUCAUCAACAUGGGUGCUGAGGCUCACGUCAACACCUGCUACAAGCACUUUUACUACUUCAUCAGGGAGUUCAGCCUCAUAGACCAUCGGGAGCUGGAGCCUUUGAAAGAAAUGACAGAACGAAUUUGCCACUGAAGCUUUUUGGCCAGUGAACUCAGCUGGUUCCUUUGGACUCCAAUGGCACAGGACACCCUGUGGUGGGAGACCUCUCCCCA
Molecule: messenger RNA, 1141 nt
Organism: Apus apus (common swift)
Lineage: Eukaryota; Metazoa; Chordata; Aves; Apodiformes; Apodidae
Gene: MOB3C
Product: MOB kinase activator 3C
Exons: 5
Coding region: 408-1061 (217 amino acids)
Biological process (GO): positive regulation of protein phosphorylation; signal transduction
Cellular component (GO): cytoplasm; nucleus
Molecular function (GO): protein kinase activator activity
Source: RefSeq, a predicted model, not a curated record